Pogoniulus pusillus (Red-fronted tinkerbird) is the source of this 3419-nucleotide messenger RNA. RefSeq names its product CTD phosphatase subunit 1 (gene CTDP1). Bases 182 to 2797 code for a protein of 871 amino acids. Gene Ontology annotation, cellular component: nucleus. Lineage: Eukaryota; Metazoa; Chordata; Aves; Piciformes; Lybiidae. The transcript is spliced from 13 exons. The record is from RefSeq and is a predicted model, not a curated record. Gene Ontology annotation, molecular function: RNA polymerase II CTD heptapeptide repeat phosphatase activity.
CCCUGCCGCCCCGCCGCCGGCCUCCAGCGGCGCCAGCAGCCGGCCGCAGCGGACGGGCCCAGAGCGCAAGCUGAAGGCGGAGCGGCCCGGCGUGGUGCGGGAGCUGUGUGCGCGGCCCGGACAGGUCAUCGCGCCCGGGGGUGUCCUGGUGAGGCUGGAGGGAUGCAGCCACCCCGUGGUGAUGAAGGGGCUCUGUGCAGAGUGUGGCCAGGACCUGACCCAGAUACGCAGCAGGAACGGGAAGCAGAACCUGCCACUGUCCACAGCAACUGUGUCCAUGGUCCACAGCGUGCCCGAACUGAAGGUCAGCUCUGAGCAAGCGGAGCAGCUGGGCAGGGAGGACCAGCAGCGCCUGCACCGCAACCGCAAGCUGGUGCUGAUGGUGGACCUGGACCAGACACUCAUCCACACCACGGAGCAGCACUGCCAGCAGAUGUCCAACAAGGGCAUCUUCCACUUCCAGCUGGGCCGGGGGGAGCCGAUGCUGCACACGCGGCUGCGGCCGCACUGCAAGGAGUUCCUGGAGAAGAUCGCCAAGCUGUACGAGCUGCACGUCUUCACCUUCGGCAGCAGGCUCUACGCGCACACCAUCGCCGGCUUUCUGGACCCUGAGAAGAAGCUUUUCUCCCACCGGAUCCUGUCGCGGGAUGAGUGCAUUGACCCCUUCUCCAAGACAGGGAACCUCAGGGACCUCUUCCCCUGUGGGGACUCCAUGGUUUGCAUCAUCGAUGACCGAGAGGAUGUCUGGAAGUUUGCCCCCAACCUGAUCACUGUGAAGAAGUAUGUCUACUUCCAGGGCAUAGGGGACAUCAAUGCCCCUCCUGGCUCCAGGGAGCUCCAGGAGAAGAAGAAGAAAGCAAACCACUCGCCGAGAGCGGAGGCCCUGGAGCCGCUGGCAGCAGCCAAGGACGGGGAGGAGGUGCGGAGUGCUGUGUGCCUGCAGGAGCACAGCAAUGGGCUGAAGAGGGCUCCGAGGGACGCCUGCUCGGCCAACGGCAGCGGCUCUGCGGGCAGGGACACCCCUGACUGGGAGGUGGAGUCGGGAGGUGCCCUGGGUGCUCAGGACUCCCUGUGCGGUGGCAGCGAGCAGAGGGUGUGCAGCGAGGGCAGGGCCGGGCGGAGCAGCGCAGCACCUCCUCAGGAGGCCUCCGAACAGGCGCAGGGAGCGGCAGAGGAGCAGCAGAGCCAGGCCAGAGCCAACGACUUGGACUUUGAGCUGUCCAGCGACAGCGAGAGCGAGGCUGGCACGGACGGCGGCAGGGCACCCCCGGCCUCCUCCGACGCUGGCAGCGAGGACAGGAGGAGCUGCAGGGGAGACAAAGAGCUCCCGCAGACGGGCAGAGAAGGGCCCGAGCAGGAGCAGGGGCAGGGGCUGGGGAACCACACGGGGGAGCCGCAGGCGCUGCCCCCCCAGAGCGGGCAGGCGGGCACCGAGCCCGAGGCGCAGGAGGAGAGCGAGCAGGAGAGCCUGGGCGAGCUGGGCAACGGCUGCGCCGACAGGAAGGAGGCCGAGACCGAGUCCCAGAACAGCGAGCAGUCCGGCAUCACCAUGGGCGAGUCCCUGGACCAGAGCGUGGAGGAGGAGGACGAGGAGGACGACACCGACGACGACGACCACCUGAUCUACCUGGAGGAGAUCCUGGCGCGGGUGCACAGCGACUACUACAGCAAGUACGACCGGUACCUGCGCCGGGAGAGCCCCGAGGCGCCCGACAUCAGGAAGAUCGUGCCCGAGCUCAAGAGCAAGGUGCUGGCCGACGUCACCAUCCUCUUCAGCGGCCUCUACCCCACCAACUUCCCCAUGGAGAAGACGAGGGAGCACUACCACGCCACGGCCCUGGGCGCCAAGAUCGUCAAGAACCUGGUCCUGAGUGCCAACGCCCCCGACAAGGCCACGCACCUGAUCGCUGCCAGGAGCGGCACAGAGAAGGUGAGGCAAGCUCAGGACUGCAAGGACCUCCACGUGGUGAACCCUGACUGGCUGUGGAGCUGCCUGGAGCGCUGGGACAAGGUGGAGGAGCAGCUCUUCCCCCUGCGGGAUGACUACAUCAAGACGCACAGGGAGAACAGCCCUGCCAGCUUCCCGGAGGCUCACAGCACCUUCCAGACCGCUCUGUUCCACCCCACACCCAUCCACCCCAGGGCCCAGCCCAGCCCUGAGCUGCGCCUCUACGACCCCACCACGGGCAAGCUGAUCAGGAAGGGUGCCCAGCCCUCGGGCCAGGCCCUGUUCCUGCAGGCUCCAGCUGCUGCCAUCACCCUGCCAGGCCACGGCGAGCACUCCUCCUUCAGGGUGGUGCAGCCGCACCAGCAGCAGCUGUUCGAGGAGGACGAGCUGCCGGCAGGGGAGGCCGAGGAGCAGCCAGGCCCCUCCCGGCGCAAGCGGCAGCCCAGCCUCUCCGAGACCAUGCCCCUCUAUACCCUCUGCAAGGAGGACCUGGAGAGCAUGGACAGGGAGGUGGAUGACAUCCUGGGAGAAGGCAGUGAUGAGAGUGACAGUGAGAAAAAAAAGGCAGAAGAGGAAGGAGAGAAACCAGAGCCUGGCACAGCAGAGCCCCUGGGGAUGAAAGCAGAGCAGAGGCCUGGAUCAUCAUCAUCAUCGUCGUCAGCAGCAGCCAGUGGGAGGAGCUCAACAGGCAGCGUGCCCAGCUGCAGGGGCCACAAGCGCAAGCUGGAGGAGGAGGAUGGUGGCAGUGACUCCAGCAAGGACUCCAGCAACGAGGAUGAGGAGGGCAGCAGCUCCGAGGCCGAUGAGAUGGCAGCGGCGCUGGAGGCAGAGCUGAACGACUUCAUGUGAGGAGGAGCUGCCCUGCCCGUGCUGCUGCCCAGCCGGAGCUGAGCUGUCCCCGGGGGUGCUGGGGCAGCUGUGUGCCCAGGGGCAGCUGUGUGCCCAGGGGCAGUGGCUCCACAGAGCUCUCCUGAGGGGUUUUACUGAAGCAGAUUCUGCGGUUUUAGCCCCCAGAGGGGGAGCUGGGCAGGGGCUGUGCCAUGCCAGAGUCCAGGGGGGCUCUGCAGGGGCGCCAGGGCUGUGGCUGAACACACCUGGGCUGUGGGUCAUCAGGCAGAGGAGAUGGCGUGGCCUGGGCCGUGCAGCUGCUGAGCUGGCAGCCUGUGCCACCCAGACGAGCUCUUGGGCCUAAAGGGUUAACCUGGCGGGCCCGGGCUGUGCGCAGCGGGCAGCAGCUGCCAGCUCCCCCAUCCGCUCCCCUCGGCAGAGCUGUGGCACAGCCCCCGUGUGACCUGCAGUGCCAUGAGGGCACCUCCAGCUGGUGGUGCCCUGGGGGGGGGCAGCACGGCCGGGCCCAGCCAGGCCCUCAGCCCCCGGCCAGGAGCGUGCUGUAAAGUUUUGUACAUUCAGUUUCCUACCGGACCCACAGAGCAGAUUUUGUCCUUCCCUUUAAUAAAGGCUUUGUUUUGUA